Phalaenopsis equestris is the source of this 765-nucleotide messenger RNA. RefSeq names its product transcription repressor OFP13-like. NCBI's taxonomy places the organism in Eukaryota, Viridiplantae, Streptophyta, Magnoliopsida, Asparagales, Orchidaceae. The transcript has a single exon. Gene Ontology annotation, biological process: negative regulation of DNA-templated transcription. Bases 1 to 693 code for a protein of 230 amino acids. The record is from RefSeq and is a predicted model, not a curated record.
AUGGGCAGAAAGCUUUGCCUCUCCUCCCUCUUCUUCUUCAGAAUCAGAGACGCUCCCAAAUCCCUCUCCUCCUUCUCUUCUUCUUCCUCUUCUCCUCGAUCGUGGCCCUGCUGCAUUCUCCCCAAAACCCACUCCUUCCGCCGCGCCGACGACAUCUUCAAGACGGUGAACUCCAUCUACUUCGACUCACACGACUCCUUCCUCACCUUCUCCGAAGAAGAAAUCAAGAGCUUCUCCGCAACCUCCGCUUCCGGCGAUUCGUACAACUCCGUCGAGAAUGUCAUUCGACGGCUGCCGACGGCUGCGAUCCGAUCGCGGCUCUUCUUCGAUCCCGGCGAGACCAGCUCGUCGAUCAUGGUGAAAUCGAAAUCGGCCGGCGAAGUCCUGUUCAAACAGAGCAUCGCGAUGACGGUUGAUUCGGAGGACCCGUCUAGGGAUUUUAGGGUUUCGAUGGAGGAGAUGGUGGCGGCUAAUGGGGUCAAGGAAUGGGAGAAACUGGUUGAACUUUUUGUUUGGUUUCUUAGGGCGAAUGGGAAGGAGAAUCAUGGAUUUAUAUUUGGGGCUUUUCUGGAGUUGCUUGUGGGACUUGCUGCUUCUUCUUCUUCCUCUUCUUCAGCUUCCUCUUCUUCUUCCUCCUCCUUUGUUUCUAGGGCUUUGGAGAUUGAGGAAUUGCAGGAAGAAUGCGAGUUGUGAUGAAUCCGUGUAUGAUACUUCGGUUUAGCCAGAAAUUUUCUUCGGUUUCCCAUUUUUUUUUUCUUUUUCAAU